AUCACGGUCAGCUCGUAGCAUCACACGUUCGCGUAAUACUCACCGUGAACGAGCGGACUUGUCUGAAAUGCUCGCGGAUCUUUAAACCUGUCCGCGAGCGCGCUGACUGUCCAAUCACAGGGGAGAAAAAGUGAAGCCGCGACAGGAAAAUACUAAAACGUUAGACUGCUGCUUAUUACCAGCUUACUUCAUUGAAGGACAUUCCCCGGCUGUAGGGCACGAGCUGCCAUGCCGUUUGGUUGUCUGACACUCGGGGAGAAGAAGGAUUACAACAAUCCCUCCGAGGUGGCGGAUAAAUAUGACCUCGGACAAAUCGUUAAAUCAGAGGAGUUUUGCGAGAUAUUCCGGGCAAAGGAUAGGAACACCUUGAAAAUGUACACCUGUAAAAAGUUCCACAAAAAGGACGGAAGGAAAGUGAGGAAAGCUGCGAAGAAUGAGAUAAUGAUCUUAAAGAUGAUAAAGCAUCACAACAUCCUCCAGCUGGUUGACGCUUUUGAAACAAAGAAAGAGUACUUUGUUUUUCUGGAGCUGGCUACGGGCAGAGAGGUGUUUGACUGGAUCUUGGAUCAGGGGUACUACUCGGAGAGGGACACCAGCAAUGUUAUGAGGCAGGUGCUGGAGGCUGUAGCAUACCUGCACUCUCUGAAAAUUGUCCACAGAAAUCUUAAGCUGGAGAACUUGGUGUACUUUAAUCGUUUGAAGCACUCCAAAAUUGUUAUUAGUGACUUCCAGUUGGCAAAACUCGAAAAUGGACUCAUUAAGGACCCAUGUGGCACCCCGGAAUAUCUCGCUCCUGAGGUGGUCGGGAGGCAGAGAUACGGGCGACCCGUUGACUGUUGGGCCGUAGGCGUCACCAUGUACAUUCUUUUGUCUGGAAACCCUCCUUUCUAUGAUGACGCUGAUGAAGAUGACGAUCGUGAUAAGAACCUCUUCCUAAAGAUUCUGUCAGGGGACUACGAGUUUGAUUCACCAUAUUGGGAUGACAUUUCGGAUUCUGCCAAAAACCUGGUGGCGUCUUUGAUGGAAGUGGACCAAGAUCAGCGAUUAACUGCACAGGAAGCGAUCGCCCAUGCAUGGAUUUCUGGAAACGCCGCCUCAGACAAGAACAUCAAGGACGGCGUUUGUGCACAAAUAGAAAAGAACUUUGCAAAAGCCAAAUGGAAGAAAGCGGUUAGGGUGACCACCCUCAUGAAGAGACUUCGGGCAUCUGAGCCGGGAGAUUCUGGGGCCUCGGGUCUCGCCGCAGCCGCAGCCAACCCCAACCCACCGAGUGGCGGCGCUGCCGCCCCCCCCCCGGCUGGCGGCGGCGACGACGGUGCUGCUGCCGGCGGCAUCAAGGCUGCUCUUGGCGAAAGGCUUCCUGACACACAGACUGCCGUCACCUCUGCACUCUCCUUGCCGAGCGCGGCCACCAGGCAGGAAGAGCAGCCGCCAGCGCCGUGCAAUAGAGACGCUCCGCAGGCGCCGCCACCGGGAGCAAAGGGAGACUAGGCAUCAAGCAGACACAAGGAGAGGGACCCUUGCCUACCAACAAGCACAUGUGCAGUAGAGCCACUAUAUUUGGCAUUGCGAUACCAUGUCUAUACCCCCCCCCCCCCACACACACACACACACACACACACUUUGCUGAGUUAUUUCAUAAUACAAUGGUUUUCAUCAAUUCCGCCUUCUGUGGUGAUUGCUCUUUGAAUAAUAGUCUUCAUUCUCCCUUGUUAUGUUGUGUAAGAGUCCUUUUAAAGCUAGUGGCAAAGUAGCCCUUCCGUUGUUUUACUUUUCCUUGAAAUCUGUUUAAAAAAAGUCAUUGUUAUUUAGUGAAAUUGCUGUAUAAACUGUAGAUGUGUUUGUUGGUUGCGAAAAAUUGCUUUUCAGCUUCAGAAAUUACAAUUCUGAGUUUAUCUGACUUAAGAUUAUGAGUUGCGAGAUUUAAUUAAUUGACCAUAUCAUCAUGUUAAUGAUGAUAUGUUAUCAUAAAGAUGUGUUAAUUAUGAAAACGCAUAAUUUGUGUGUAAGUUUACCCUACAAAAAAAAUGCCCCCAAUUGAAAAUGUUUAAA
This is a messenger RNA of Pungitius pungitius (ninespine stickleback), 2052 nucleotides long. Its product is annotated as caM kinase-like vesicle-associated protein. Gene Ontology annotation, molecular function: ATP binding; calmodulin binding; calcium/calmodulin-dependent protein kinase activity. Gene Ontology annotation, cellular component: intracellular anatomical structure. Bases 229 to 1491 code for a protein of 420 amino acids. The record is from RefSeq and is a predicted model, not a curated record. Gene Ontology annotation, biological process: peptidyl-serine phosphorylation. Lineage: Eukaryota; Metazoa; Chordata; Actinopteri; Perciformes; Gasterosteidae. The transcript has 11 exons.